Messenger RNA from Physeter macrocephalus (sperm whale), 1947 nucleotides. RefSeq names its product family with sequence similarity 110 member A (gene FAM110A). The record is from RefSeq and is a predicted model, not a curated record. Bases 475 to 1362 code for a protein of 295 amino acids. The transcript has 2 exons. Lineage: Eukaryota; Metazoa; Chordata; Mammalia; Artiodactyla; Physeteridae.
UUAAUUAACACCAGGAAAAGUUAAUACAGUAACUGGUGGUCAUUGUGGCUGUGAGAAAGGGGGACUCAGUUUUUCCAUCUCCAAGAUGGGUGCGGUUGCCUGAGCUGGCCACUAAGACUCUGUGUGCCAGAUGUGCGGGCCAGUGCAGCUGUGGGAUAGGCGGGCCUGGCUCUCGGAAGAGCUUCCUGGGGUCGGCCGGGGGCGGCUGGGAUCGGGUCCCGGCCGCUGCCUGGCUUUCGUUCUCCCUUUUCGAGUAAUACCUGGGCCGGCGUGUUCACCUGCCCGGGGCCGGCCGCCGGAAGUUGCGCAAACGUGUGUUACCUGAGCCCAGGUGGGCCGGGCCGGAGCAGCGCAGAGCGGCGGCAAGGGAGCGGCCAGCCGUUGCGGUGUCCAGCUGCCAGCUUUCCGCCUGGAUCUCUGUCUUCUCAUUUCUCCAGUCUCCUCAGACAGAAGACCUCGGGGUAUGUAACAGCCAUGCCUGUGGACACGCUGACUCCGGGAGCCCGAGACACCCCCGCCCUACCUUUCCGCCUACAGACCAAGGUCCCCGGCUACCUGCUGCAGCGGCCAGCAGACUGUGGAGCCCGGAAACCUAGUGCUGUAGAGCGCCUGGAGGCUGACAAGGCCAAGUACGUCAAGAGCCUGCAUGUGGCCAAUACCCGCCAGGAACCUGUGCAGCCCCUGCUGUGCAAACAGCCACUCUUUAGCCCUGGAACUCGCCGCACGGUGCUCACGCCUAGCCGCCGAGUCCUGCCUGGCCCUGGCCGCCGGCCCCAGCUGGACCUGGACAUCCUGAGCAGCCUCAUCAACUUGUGUGAUAGUCCUGUGUCCCCUGCUGAGGCCAGCCGUACCCCCGGACGGUCAGAGGGGGCCCGCCAGCCUCCCCCAGCCACCCCCCCACGCCCACCACCCAGUAUUGCUGCAGUCCGCCGAGUGGAUGUCCUUCCCCUGCCGGCGUCACCUGCCCAGCCCUGCCCAUCACCAGGCACUGCCGCCACCUCUAGCCCAGCCCGGCCCCCAGGUUUGCAACGCUCCAAGUCAGACCUGAGUGAGCGCUUCUCCCGGGCAGCAGCUGACCUGGAGCGAUUUUUUAACUUCUGCGGCCUGGACCAGGAGGAGGCACGGGGAUUGGGUGUGGCCCACCUAGCCCGGGCCAACUCAGACAUCGUGUCCCUGGCUGGGCCCAGUGCUGGGCCGGCUAGCUCCGAGGGGGGCUGCUCCCGCCGCAGCUCUGCCACCAUCGAGGAGCUGGCUCGGGAGCGCGUCCCCUAUGGCGUGUCAGUGAUAGAGCGCAAUGCCCGGGUGAUCAAAUGGCUGUAUGGGUUGCGACAAGCGCGGGAGACUCCAGCAGCUGAGGGCUAGGCCUCCAUGGGACUGACUCGACAUUCGCCACGGGACAGAUCUUAGAGAGGCCAUAGGCCCCUUGACCUCUCCUGCAUCCAUUCCCUGGCUUGGGGCAGACCAGAGGCUGCUGCCUCGUGUGAACUUGCUAUAGAGGCAAAGGCUCAGAGGCUGGACCAGCAUCCAUCUGACAAGGACUGACCCGGAGCGAGUUGGCUCUUGACCUUGGACUACCGCCUACGCCUCACAUGUAGGGUUUUGACAUGGAUGUACCCCUGCUUGUAGGUUUGGAUUUGGGGCACUUAGCCCUUCCCACUGAGAGUGAGGGACCAAGGGAUCUCACCAGAGCUGUCUACCCAGCAGCUCUGUUUCUUUCUUCCUUCCUUGGCCUCUGUCCUUUACUGACUUCCUCUUCCUUACCCAGUGGGCCUUGGUUCCCUGGGAACUCACCGUGGGGUGGGGGUAGGAAGGAGUGGCCUAUCCACAUUCUUCAAGGGGCUUGCCAGCCUCGACCUAGGUGGGUAGACUACAGAAAGGACUGGUAGGAGUCUGCACUGCUCUGAUUUCCCUCCUCUUGGUUAAUAAACACAAAUGCUUGUUUUUCAA